Molecule: messenger RNA, 6764 nt
Organism: Hippocampus comes (tiger tail seahorse)
Lineage: Eukaryota; Metazoa; Chordata; Actinopteri; Syngnathiformes; Syngnathidae
Exons: 19
Coding region: 139-5700 (1853 amino acids)
Biological process (GO): apoptotic process
Cellular component (GO): cytoplasm
Source: RefSeq, a predicted model, not a curated record
ACGCACGCACACGCACGCAUACGCGCACACACAUUUACGCACGCGCAUAAACACGUCCUGCCACAUAAACAUCCUGAACUGAAUUGUUGUGUAUCCUAUGUGGAGCUCCACGGUCAUACCGCGCCGACGUAGGCCGACAUGGACGACUAUCUGCGGAGGGUGGAUUGCAGACUAGGGGGGUGGAGUGACAAGUGUAUCCAUGCUGUGCUAGGCGGUCCGGAGGCAGAUGUGGACACCGUGGCAGCCACGCUGUGCUUAGCGCUCCACCUCAGCCAGAGGGAUCCCUCCCUGGGUUUGUGUGUGCCGCUGCUGUACGGCCGGCGUGGUGCCGCCUCGCUGCCUGGGGAGACCCUGGCCUACCUACACAAGAUCAAAGUGUGCGAGAGCCUCUUAUUGUGGAAGGAUGACCUAGACCUUGUGAAAAUCCAUCGAGCAGGAAAACUCUCAGUCACGCUGAUGAGGGAUGGCUUGCUGGAUGGAUCUGAGCGCCAGGCGUUGGACUCCAGCAUCCUGCGAGUGGUCCAUCACCAUGAUGAUGAUGUUGAUGAUGAUGAUGAUGAUGAUGAUGAUGACUGCGGCCCGGCGUCCGCGGCGAUGACGGUCGCCAGAGAGCUUCUUCAAGAGGCACCCGAGCGCGUCGGAGCGGCGCUGAGGGAGAGCCUCGGAGAGGCGUUGCGGCUUCAAAGCGAAGCCUUUGCCCUCAAACAUGGCCGCCGUUGUGUGCGACUGGAUGAGCUGCUGAGACAUUUGGAGCGGUGUAGUGACAGCAAAGUGGUGCUACAAGGCCUGGAACACUUGCUGUCGAAGAAGCUGAAGGAGUUUUCGGACGGAGAGAUGACCAUCGCGCUCACGUCGGUCACAGUAGGUGAGGAGCACUGGCAUGGUUACGAAGAUGCCUUGAAAUCCUUCUGCAAUCGGCACGGCUAUGACGGCUUGAUGCUUCUCCUGGCCCUUCAAGAUGCAGUUGGUCCUCCUCGCCUGCAGGUGGCAGUCUGUUCCAGCAAUGCAGAGCUCUUCAACCAGAUCUGCUGUGAACUUGAGGAGACCACCAGCUGGACUCUUUCUGAAGAACUGGAAACCAGCGGCGAUCUGCAGGUCUACCAUGUCCAACUAAAUGCCUCCUCUCCUUCGGGUGCGUCAUUGCUGCUGCUGGAGGAGGAAGUCCGAGGCCUCCUCAAGGAGUUUGUAGAUCGGAGGAGCUCCAUGCUAGCCUGUCGCCCCAGCAGCAUGACGUCCUCCACCGAGGGGGUGGCGGGCAGCGUGGAGUUUUCCCAAGGCUCGUCUGGCAUCAAUGACAUGGAAGGCUCGGACACAGAGAGAGCUGAGGGAGGAGGUGGAGAUGCGGUAGCAAUAGAUAGGGUGGUGCCAGAGGGUGAGGAUGAUCCAGGAGGAGUCCGAGCAAGUGUGGAGCUGGUGAGCCCCGACAGCGGUAUGAACACCAUCCGGAGCAGCCGCUCCUCCAAGGAGAGCUCAGUGUUUCUCAGUGAUGACAGCCCAGUCGGUGAGAUUAUUGGAUCAGCAGCAGGUCUCGGGGGCCUCCUGUUGAGAAAUCCAUCUCCUCUGGGGCUGUCAUCCCUCUCACCUCCUGCACCGCCUGAGAGAAGGCGACGUCGGCGUUCAAACAAAAAAAGGAAUGACCAAUUAGAUCAGUUUCAUUUUGAGCCGCUCCAUCCACCUCACACCCUUCAAAAUUCCACAGGAAAAGCAGAGAACGACAGGCAAACGGUGAGAAGCUCCAGCCUGUCAGAAUAUGAGGAACUAAAUAUGGUGGAUUUGUCUGACCCCAGUUCUGUAGGCGGUUUGGAAAGUAGGCAGUGCUCUACUGAUCCAGACUGUCAAAUCAUGGAGAUGACUGAGACUGUGGUUCCUCCAACACCGGUCAACAGCCUGAUGGACACUCACCCUUCCAGCUGUUGCGGCGCUAGGUUCUUCCCUGAAGAUGUAGCGGAGAGGAUCAGCGGCCUGCAGCAUAAAGACAGCAUCUCGUCGUCCUUGUCUGAAACCUGGGAGGAGCUUGGCUUCGACACACCUUCCCCUAAUGACGCCUGGAAUAGAACCAGAGGGUCAGAGAGCCCUCAGAAUCUGGAGGAACUAAGGCGCAAAGAGUUUGAUGGUGGAAAACCGAGUAGGGAAGGGAGGUCACAGAAGGACUGGAGCCUGGAACCACAACUUAGUUUGAUCACUGAACAGACAGAAUCGUGUGAAAACUGGCACCCAGAUUCCGUACUUGCUGAUCAGUGGAACCCGGUUACUGCGGCUGAUCUGCAGUUGACACCUCCAGAGGAGGAAGUAGAAGACAAAGCUGCCGUCUUUGGAGUCAAAGAAACGAGACGUCCUUCACAGAAGAAAAUCGUACUCAGCACUUUAACGCCCGACACAUCGAAAGAGGACAAUGAUGAUGCACAGGGAAGUAAAGCAGGUAUAGUGAUCCAGACGCUGGAUUUCUGGACCUACUCGGCACAGAAGGGUUUUCUGAAAUCAGAUAGCGGAACUACCACUUCCUACCCGGAAUCACUUGACAUGUGGAAUACAACGAUCCGAGAUGACAGUUUUUCUCCACUCACGACACCUGACAAUUUGUCUCAAGACUCUGGGACCUUUGCUGGGGUAGCUCCCAACAUGGGAGGCGGCACUUCUGUGGAAAGUCCUCAGGGAUUCUCCUAUGGAGGCAUGGAAAUGUGGAACACGACCAUCCAAGAAGACAGCUCUUCAUCCGCAAGCCCAGAAGGACCCGGAAAUGGAAAGGAGGAUAGCCGCCCUGGCUUAGCGGAUGGAAGGGAUACUACUGCAACCAAACAGCAGGGAAGAGAAGCAGAGAAAGGAGAACAGGAGAAGGGUAUCAGAUGGAUCGGUCAAAAGCAGAAUGUCAAAAUAGUCAUAGACGGGGAAGAAGGCAGAAUAUCGGACAGAGGGAACCCUGAACCAGCGGGGAAUCUUCCUGUUCCUCACAUGGUCAUUUCCACUUCUGACUAUGACAAUGUAGGAGGUUGCAUUUGGAGCACUUCGUCCUCCCCUGAGAUCGACUGUGGUCCUGUUGGAGGUAUGAUACAAAUGGAAGAGCAGUCCAGCCCAUUCAUAGCUGUGACCAAACCUGUAGAAGACAAGAUGGAAUCUGAUGCAAGCAGUUCAGAUAAAGUUUUCCUUUUUCAAGGACAGAGUGACUUGAGUUCAAAUGAAAAAUCAGACUCUGUUGAGCUUCGUUCACCAUUUAUUCUGGUUGACAAAUCUCAGACACUUUCAGAGGAUUAUCAAUCAAAUUUGGUUGAAGCUUGUGAAGAUCAAAUGAACACUAAGGAUUCUUUAUCUCGAAGCCCAGUUAGUUCGUCGAGUCUUGCGUCCAGUAAACCAGAAAGUUCUGGACCAGCGUCCCCCAGUUUGCCACAAAGGGUUACCCUUGCUGAUUGUCAAAGCCAAGAAGGCUCCAUGAGAGAGACAAUGUUGCUCAGCCCCAACCUUGGUUUUGACGGAGAAAUACUCAAAUUGAGCCCAGGCAGUCGAGAUGAACUAAGAUCCAACUCAGACGGGGAUUCGUCGUCAUGCCUUGAAAUGGAAUACAUUAUUGUUCCAGGAACAGUAAAGGCAGCUGAGCAUGAUCCCAAAGACACUGAAGGGCUUUCCAAAGGAUCCAGGAAGCCCGUGGAAACAUUUAACAUGCUUUCCGAUGCCAUUUUAGUUCUGAAAGCUCAGAAUCAGAAGACAACCGAGCAAAGCGAACAGACCCAAAAUGAUCAAUCAACCAGUGAGGACCACAGUCUCAUCAUAACUUUCCAGUCAGAGUCAAGGCCACCAUCUGGAAGUGAGCCACAACUGGAAGAAGGCUACUACGAAGAUAAAUCCAGCGUCUUUGGCAGAAGUCUGUCACCCUCAUUGAGACACCCAUCAGAUCACUUCCUCAAAACCAGGGAGGAGGUUUAUGUCCACUCCCAAAUCUCCAUGGAAGACUCGGGUUCAGACAGUGGGCAUUCGCCGAUCAACUCAACUUCACCCCAUGCCAACUUCCAAGUUUGGGGUGAUUCGUUACAGAGACAGGACACACAGCAAUCAUCGUGUAAUAGUUCCGCCACCUCUCACACCAGUUCCUUGGUUAGUACCCCUGCGAGCGAAUCAGGUGUCCCUAGCAACAAGGCCCUCGGAUUACCAUUUUCCGGAGAUUUGAUGGAGGAGGAAAAUGAUGAGGAAGGGCUGGAGGAAGAACCUGCAACAUUGCAAAGUACUCACGAUCUGUUGAGUUUCACAGAGGAGCUGGUUGAAAGUUGUCCACUCCCACCGAAGAGCGACCCAUCCCAACAUGAUUUACUUGAUUAUCAUGACGGACCAAGUGGAAGGACUGGUGAUCGCCUGGUUGGACAGCACGAUGGAGACUGGUGGACCUCUCACCACAGCUGUUCUCUGAAUGCGAGAUGCAAAAAUAUGACCUCACAGCUUUUACCCCAUCCAGCGAAUCAGAGUGCUACAAACCAGUGCACAACAAUUCAGGGUCCACCUGAGACUGAUUACAUUUACCACCAUGGUGACAAAAGGACAGAAAACCGGGAAAGUUGUGAGCCUACAAGGAAUACAUCAGACAUCUACGCCGAGUAUUCAACUCAAGACCCGCUUGCCGACUUUGUAGCCGAGCGAGACGACAGCUACUUUGAACCUUGUUGCGCCGAAUACAAUCACCCCAUGCGGGAAGAUCAUGUCCAGUACAUGCCUGAGGGAUACGCCCACUUCCUUAUGUCCAGACGACAACACCACGAGGACCACCCAGCAGCAGGGACGACGACUUCGACAACUAGGAUGAUGAUGAGGGGGACUUCCAGUGAGGAAGCUGAGGAUGCAGAGAACAGGGAAGACCCUCCUUCCUCUGCAGACGCAUCGAGCUCCAGUCAGAGGCGUAAGUUGUCGGCGCCGCCAAUGAACGUAUCACUGGAGCGCAGCGAGGGCUCCCUGCUCUCUGAGGAUGCCCUCGACACAGACGAGGAGGAAGCGGCUGUGGACACCGGAGACGACCUGGACGUGGACAUCGAGGAGCUGGACACGUCGGAAGAUGAGCGUGACCCCACCGUUCCGCCGGAAGGGGGCCGCGAGGGCCACGAGGAAAGUCGACUGUGGAGGAGUGUGGUGAUCGGCGAGCAGGAGCAUCGCAUCGACAUGAAGUGCAUCGAGGCCUACAAGAGGGUCAUCUCGCACGGAGGUUAUUAUGCCGAGCAGAAUGCCAUCAUCGUGUUUGCAGCCUGCUUCCUGCCUGACAGCGACUGUGAUAGUUACAACUAUGUCAUGGAAAACCUCUUCUUGUACGUCAUAAGCACCUUGGAGCUCAUGGUGGCAGAGGAUUACAUGAUUGUUUACUUGAACGGCGCCACACCUCGCCGCAGGAUGCCUGGCUUCACAUGGAUGAAGAAGUGCUACCAAAUGAUUGAUCGGAGGCUGAAGAAGAACCUGAAGAUGUUCAUCAUUGUCCAUCCUUCCUGGUUCAUCAGAACACUGUUAGGCAUCACCAGACCCUUCAUAAGCACCAAAUUCAGCAGUAAGAUCAAGUAUGUGGGCAACCUGCAGGAGCUGGGACACAUCAUCCCCAUGGAGUACGUCCACAUUCCGCCCAGCAUCAUUAAGUAUGACCAACAGAGGGCGGCAAACACAUUUGCAUGCAUGAGGCUGGACUCAGAUUUAAAGGACGCCUCAGGAAAGUCUGACAGAAAGAGAAGUUUGGCCAUUUGACAAAAUGAGAGGUCCACUUGUGGCUGCCCAUCUUCCCGCCAACGGUGAGGAGCUUUCGUCGAGGCUUCGAGAGAGAACCACGUUAAUUUGUACGUGGAAGGGAAGGUGCUUGCAAGUCUGCACUUAAUGAGGUUUACAUUGGAAUCCAUUUAUUACUGUGUAUUUACCACUUGACUAAUAUGCCUUUUCUUUCACUCUACUGUAUUAGUAGCAUUUCUGACCAUAAAUAACGUCUCAUGCAUUUGAACAAUGUCGGAGUUUACAAAAAAAAAAUCCAUACAGACACACGCACACAAUAAAUCUCUGUACUGUACUUAUCGAUAGACUAAUACGAGUCAUUGACCAAGCAUCGCUUUAAAUCAGGGGUGGUAUGACUGGAUUGACUUUGACUGGGGAAAAGCCUUCCCUGUGGUAGCGUGUCAUCGCAAAAUACCGCCAACGAUACCACGAUACCACGAUACAACGUGACGUAUUGGAAGAAUAUCAUCUACGAUCGAUUUUGAUAUCUGGGUAAUUGAAUGUAAAAGAAAAACAAUCGGACAGCUUUAAUAUAAAGUGGAGGCAAACUAUGUGCUAUACAUGACAAUAUCGACGAAACUAAAUAAGGGAACAUCGUACACAAGUAAUAUUAACACAGUAAAGUUAGUAUCACGGUACAAUUCUGAUGCAAUAAUCCGUUUUUGGAAUAAAACGUACAAUAUAUGUAAAGAAGGGAAAACGCGUACAGAAAAAAAAAAAAAAACUGUGACGGCAAUGUGAAUAUUGAUACCUGUGUUGUCAAAGACAGUUUUGUCCCACCCCCUGAUUCGAACCUGACCACGGUCAACAAUCUCAAAUGCGGCUUACUCUACUAAUACAUUCUAUCACUGUGAAAGUCUUUGGGGUAGCAAACUAGCACUUGAAUGUGUCUGCGGUGACUUACUUGUGCAUGACCUUCCCACGCGUGUGUGCAUGUGUGACCGAAGAAUUGUUUACGAAGUCUCGUGUGUGCGUUCCACACUUUUAUUUGGGAUUCUGCCGUCAUCUUCGUACUGUAAAAUAAAGAAAAGACUGCUCAUCCCUUG